AUGGCGCCGAGAAUCACCCUCGUUUUCCUCAUCCUCGCGACCCUCUACACCACUGUCCAUGCCAUCUUGCCUCUGUCAGUAGUUGGUUCCAAGUUCUUCACAAGUGAUGGUAAUCAGUUCUUCGUCAAAGGUGUUGCCUACCAAUUGAUCGAAGAUGAUCCUCUCAAGAACACCACUCAAUGUCGGCUCGAUGCCGCUCUCAUGAAGGAGCUUGGUGCAAAUGCCAUCCGCGUGUACCAUGUCGAUGCUACCGCCGACCACAGUGGUUGCAUGAGCGCCUUUGCAGAAGCAGGAAUAUAUCUCUUUGUCGACUGUGACAGCUUCCAGACAUACAUUCGCCUCGGCUCUGAGUCUUCCUGGACACACAACAAGUCCGACUCCUAUCGUGCGGUCGUCGAUAAUUUCCAGCAAUUUGAAAACACUGCUGGGUUUCUUGUGGGAAAUGAAGUUCUCAAUGUCGUGGAGGAUUCCCCAGCUGCCCCAUUUCUGCUCUCUGCCGCCGUGGAUUUGAAAGCCUACAUCAUCGCCAAGGGCUAUCGCAAGAUUCCCAUCGGAUACUCAGCCACAGACACAGGUGCCCUUCGACCUAUGCUCCAGAACUAUCUGGUUUGCCGGAGCGACCCCGUUGAACGUCUUGAUUUCUACGCUCUGAACAGUUACGAAUGGUGUGGAGCGUCCCCAACGUUUGAAACCUCAGGCUACAUUGCGUUGCAGGCCGAUGCCGACAACUACCCAGUCCCCAUCUUCUUUUCGGAGGAUGGAUGCAACACUGUGCCUCCUCGUACUUUCAAUGAUCAAAACGCCAUAUUUGGACCGAACAUGUCACAUACUUGGUCAGGGGCUAUAAUCUAUGAAUGGAUACAGGAGCUGAACAACUACGGACUCGUGUCCUACGGGCCGCAAGUAGAUGCUAGCAUUCAAGAAGGCUCUUCUAUUAUCCAGGGAUUCACGCGACAGGGUAUUCCCACACCAGUACAGCCAGAUUUCAAUAAUCUUCAACAGGUUUGGGCGACAAUAAACCCAGCUGGUGUGAAAUCCGCCGACUAUGCUGCCACAUUCAAAACAACUGCACCUCCUUGUCCAAGCUCAACUGCGGGAGGAUGGAUGGUGGUUCCCGACGCGCCAUUGCCCACGAUUGGAGUGGCUGGCAUCAGUAGUACUUACAGCUCGACAGAAACCCCGUCAGGGACUUCCACCAGUGGUGCUGAUUCAGCCAGCUCUGAGGCAGCAGCUGGUAGGACCGUCUCGAACCCCUUGUCAGUACACGCCUACGGAAUUGUAGGUAUGGCUACUGCGCUUGUUGCAGUCGGCGCUGGAGUGGUUUUUUGGUUGUGA
Molecule: messenger RNA, 1335 nt
Organism: Exophiala aquamarina CBS 119918
Lineage: Eukaryota; Fungi; Ascomycota; Eurotiomycetes; Chaetothyriales; Herpotrichiellaceae
Exons: 6
Coding region: 1-1335 (444 amino acids)
Biological process (GO): fungal-type cell wall (1->3)-beta-D-glucan biosynthetic process
Cellular component (GO): fungal-type cell wall; cytoplasm
Molecular function (GO): 1,3-beta-glucanosyltransferase activity
Source: RefSeq, a predicted model, not a curated record